Cyclopterus lumpus (lumpfish) is the source of this 5845-nucleotide messenger RNA. RefSeq names its product zinc finger protein 878-like. NCBI's taxonomy places the organism in Eukaryota, Metazoa, Chordata, Actinopteri, Perciformes, Cyclopteridae. The record is from RefSeq and is a predicted model, not a curated record. Bases 81 to 1994 code for a protein of 637 amino acids. Gene Ontology annotation, molecular function: DNA-binding transcription factor activity; RNA polymerase II cis-regulatory region sequence-specific DNA binding. The transcript is spliced from 8 exons. Gene Ontology annotation, biological process: regulation of transcription by RNA polymerase II.
CGUUUUACCCGGAAGUUAUGAGUUUGCCUCCCCGGUGUGUCGGAUGAAUGCAAGCAAUAACAUUUGUGUUCCUUGUUUAGAUGCUUUUAGACGAAGACAUGGCCUGGAAAAGCAAAGGUGCCCCUCUUCCUCCGGCCUCCCUCCGCCUGCUCGUCUCUCCAGUGCGACUCAUGUCUGCUUUCAUCUGGCGAGUCGUGCAGCAGCACCGCGUGAUGCAGUACGACGAGCUGGUGGACUUCAUCAGUCUGGCUACAGACGUCGUCCCAGAGCUGCUGAGUCCCAGUCAGAGGGCUCAGCUCACGCUGGGCCUGAGAGCGAGGCUGGUUCUGGAGCUGUGUCGUGGUGAUGGCGUUGCCAACUUGCAGACCAUCCAGAGCCACCUGGAUAAAAUCCACGCCUGCAGCGCUGAACUGAGCUCCACUGGUCAGAUGGCCAGUGAAGAUAUACUGAAGACCUCUUACAUCAACUUUGCCGGCCUGGUUCAGAACCUAUUGAAUGUUCCUCAUGAAAAGGAGUUCUUCUUCGAAGAGGUUUUUCCCAUAAACUACGGCUCAAACUAUGACCAAAGACUGCAGCAGCUGGUGUGUGAGUUCUUGUCCAGACUGGAGCAGCUGCUGCCCACACCGGACCAGCAGCAGACAGCGGCGUGGCUCACUGAAACGACAUGUGGUUCAGAAGAAUUUGGACAGAAUCUGUCUGAACCAUUUGCCCUGAAGAGCCUGCUGCUUCAUCACAGACAGUUGGGGAAUCUUAGCACUUCUCCUUCCAGCAGCGAGCACGAUAGCCUUUUGUCCACCUUGGCCCUACCUGCUCAAACUGGAAUGGAGAGGUUCACUGAGCCCGACAGUGAAGAUGAUGAUUAUGACCAUGAGGAAGGGAACCUGGUAUUGGAAGAUUUAGAAGGAGACUUGAGUCAAACCUCUGACGUCACUGCAGAUGAUUGGUUGCCAAAAAGGGAAUCAGGUCCUCUGUCCCGUUUAUUCAUCUGCCCUCAGUGUUCAUUCACUCACCGCAUAAAGAGGAAGGUCCAAGAGCACAUCCAGAGUGAGCAUUACGUAAGAGCUCCAUGUCAGAAAAAACUAUCCGUGAAGAAAGCCAGAGCAGAGGCUCAGCAGGAAAGUAAAAACUUGAACGGUGAAAAGCAGAAACUCGAAGGCAUCUUAGAAAAAAAGAGGACACGCAAACAAAAAGGCGGCGUUGAAAAGAAGCGUGAACGUAAGCAGAAGAAGGACAACUUGGAAAACAAGGCACGACCGAGGCGAAAAGAGCCCACGGGGGAAGACAAAAGGUUUCUGAGCACACGACACAUCAACAAAAAGUUCACAGAGAAAGAAACGAAAUGCCUGAAGUGUAAAAAGGUUUUUGAACUUCCAAAUCAACUGAAGGCUCACAUGAAGCUUCACAGCUUCCCGUACUGCUGCAACCAAUGUGAGAAAGGGUUCACCAGCCCUUCGGGUUAUUAUCAGCACCAGAGGCUCCACAAGAAAGGACGGAUAUUUGUCUGCAGCCAGUGCAACAAGGGAUUCCUGUGCAACUAUUCGCUCAAGCAACACGUGCGCCUGCACGGAGGCCCCACCCACCUGUGUAACAUCUGCGGGAAAAGCUUCAGCAAAGCAGGAAUUACGAGACACAUGCAGAUGCACAAAGGGGAGAAGAAUUACUUGUGCACCACAUGCGGGAAGUCCUUUUUGUCCUCCGGGGAGCUACUGCUGCAUGUUCGGUCCCACACGGGUGAGAUGCCGUACACCUGCACGCACUGCGGGAAGGGUUUCUCCACCAAGAGCCACCUGAACGUCCACACGCGCUCUCACACGGGGGAGCGUCCGUACCUGUGCUCGGCGUGUCCGAAGCGCUUCCUCACGGUGAAUUGCCUGAAGAGACACACGCUCAGCCACAACGGGGUGAAACCGUUCAAGUGUCCAAACUGUGAGAAAAAGUUCUCCCAGCAGGGGAAUCUGAAAAGACACCUUGCAACUCACAAACCCGACACGUAAAUUAGACAAAACCGUAGAGGGCAGAAUGUGUAGUCAUAGUUAAAUAAAUGUUAUUUUUCACAAAACACUUAAGGGUUAUAGUUUUUAUUGGGUAAUUGCUAGCAAUAAUUGAACAGUAAAGUAUUUUAAAUUCUUCUUAUGUGGGUUAUUCAUUACGCAGUUAUCAAAAUUGGUGCAUUUUACCAACAUUGUUUAGUUUUAGGCUCCUACGUUGUCACCUUUUUUGCUUUUUCUCAAGUCAUAUUCAACUGUGAUAAAAAUAGCACUGUUGAGACCUUUUAUAGACAGCCGAGUUUAAACUUUAUAAAAGAUUUGAUGGUGAAGAAGACAAUUAUUUGAGUUGCCAUAUGUCUUUCAUUCUUUAAAUCCUGUGUGGAUCAACUAACUAAAAAUGUAACGGCAGGUUAUCGUUCCUCGAUGGUAUCGGUCGACACAGACGGGCAUGAAAAAGACCUGAAAUGCAAAAGGAAGUGAAAAACGCAGCUGUAGGAAAUGCAAUUUAUUUGCAAUUUUUUAAUAACAUCAUUCCUCAGAUAAAAAUGCAAUGUUACAGGAAUAUACAUCAGAUAUUAAUUUAAAACUUGCUUUCAAGGGACCAUACAGUCUAAAUAUACUUUUUCCUUUUUUUAUUUACUGGUAGCGUGCGUUAUAAGCAAGACAGACUCUGUCACCAAUGACAGACUGACAAGUUACAGAUACAAACUAUACAUUACUUAUUUACAAAUAAACUUUUUGUUUGGUUUUUCGUUCGUACUUUUUAUUGAAAAUAGGAGUAGAAAAAGUGAUUGAAUUUAUAUUCUGAUUUAUUUCAUUUGUAUUCUUUCCCUUUCCUAAAAUGUAAAAUGAAGUGAAUGAACAAAAAAAAAAAGGAACUCUCCUUUUGACAAAAAGAAGGCAGCAGAAGAAGAAGAAGAAGAAGGAAAAAAAGGGAGUGUCAACUGUGAGACCAUGCAGUCAUCACUGAGGAGACAAAUGGUAACUGAGGAAACCAAAUGAUGUUGGGCCAGUGUCACUUAGCAACCUCAGAACCAAUGAAAUCCCUUGCAGUUAAGGGGGUGGCUUAUGUUAAAGAACAGUUACAAAAUGACCACCUGCCUCCAAAGCUACCGCAAGUACAAUAACACUCUAAUUAAUUUUUUUGACCAUAAAUAGUGCUGUUAUUAAAUACUACAUUUAGCAGUAGUGUCACUACUAAUAUUACAACAAAUUGGUAUCUGUGUGAACACCUCUCUCCAUACAAAACAAUAACAGACUUCUCUGACAGAAAACAACCCAAACAAACAAACAGCUCAAUCCUGUCAAAGGCCCUUUAACACUUGGCAUGAGGAGUGAAUAAGACUACGAACAAGAUCAUAAGACACUACUGACCAGUGGAGAACAGAGCCACAUAGCCAUGGCAUUUACCCAGUAAAUAAGGAACGGAAAAGCCUUCAUUAAAAACUACUGAAUAUGGAUCUGUGGAUCUCCUACCAGCGAAUCAUCAGGAUGGCUAAAACCCAGAUCAAUACUGCCUUGGUAAAAAAUAAAAUAAAAAUCACGCCUGCAUGCUGUUAAAGAGGCGUUUCCACACCAGCAACAAAUAACUCACGGAAGAAAACACUGGUAAUGGUCAUGACACUGCUCUCUCUCAGAUAGGCCAACUCGUUCAUUAAAGCUGCAUUUGCACACACAGGCACACAACGCCUGUUUGUUUCUCACUCUUUGUGGUUAAGUGUGACUUUCUUAGCAAAACGUUUGGAGAGAUCCUUUGUGCCGACAAAGGGUACAUUAGAUUUUCUUUUGCGUGUCUGUUGUGGCCAAAACUGAGAUAGCUAUUAACAUGACCCUCAAGUAAGGGCUGCUUGAAAAGAAAUAUUCAAACAUAAACCAGUAGUCUAACCCUCAUUUCAAAAGAUAUGUGAGCAUCACUGCGUUCUACAUUCAAGGGAUGAGAUCCUCAUCAUCAUUCGCGAUGCAAUGUUAAGUCGCUCUCAUCAUUAAAACUAGAGAGAAUUAGCAGAUGCAGGGAGGCACGGACAUUUGUGGUUCCACUGAGCCGUUUCACCACCAGAACCACUCGCAGAAAGUCAACAUCCUAGAGCUGAGAGUUGUUAGCUGGAGUAAUAUCCUGAAGGAAGUCAGUGUUAGAAACACUGGCUGGGACAGAAAACUCCUCUCCUCAAUCGGCAGGUUGGGGGUGCAGCGUCCUUCUCCAUUAAAGUGAAACACAAAGAGCAAUCGCUGUGUCAGACUCAGAAAUUCUAAUAUGUGCAAGUAGGAAUCUCUUUUGUGGUUGAUUAUUGAUUUGAAUAACAAUAAGAGAAGGAAUGAGUGAUAAACACAAGGCGUUCAAGGUCCUCCCACUCCUAACAGUCAUCCUUAAUGUUCUCAUACGCACGCUGCUACUACCUUUACGCAAGCAAAUAUCUAUUUGGUUCAGCAGACAAGGAAAAAGGAAGUAAAUCAAAUAUGCUUUAGCUCAUCGCCACACUCAUGAGUGAACACAUCUAAUUUUCCCAAGACUGAUUGGUGAAGACUUAACAUGCGUCUAUGAGUGUUACUACAGUACGAGCCAGUGCAACACAACUAGAGAGCCGGUUAGAAUUCCUUCAAGGUUUUAACACAGGCAUACAUUUGCCUCCAAAAUCCAUACAACAACUUCUAAUGAUAACGAAUGUGUUGCCUGACAAUCCUUUUAAAGAUCAUCGUUCAUCGUAAUUUCUCGAAUGUUAAUCAAGAUUCACAAUGAAUCCAUCAGGUGUCGGUAUUGUAGUCACGUUGCAUCUGCUCUUGUUGCUACCCAAACGUAUGCACUGGCAACACACAGACGAAGGCUGACAAUCACACAAAGAAACAUUCAGCUGACAGAAGUUUAACAGGAUGGUGCCCUCCGAGCCUCAUCUGGGCAUUUCCCCCUCAAAGAACUAGAUUAGUUUUGAUCCUCUGCAAAGUUCAGCUCCAAACUAAUAUUUAAUAUAAUAUCAUUUAAACAUAGCUGUUCUAUAUAUAUAAUAUCUAAAAUAGAAGACACUCGCAAUAUAAACUUGUAUUUCAUAAUAAUAUUCUCUUUUGCUUUCUGUUCCAUUUCCCAAAGUGUCCACCAGCACUGAUGUCAAAAUAUCAUCUGUACAAGAGACGAUCCUCUUGUUUCUCCAGAAAAGGGAAUUCAUAUUUUAAUUAGAAUUAAAGAAGAAAAAAAAUGAAAAUAAAAUCUAUAUUCAAAAUAGUCCUCUUAAAAUAUUUUUGUCAGCAUCAAACAAUGAUCAACGAACACUUCCGUUUGCAAGAAAAUAUAACGGGCAUCUGUUGCAACGAUGGCAGAUCCACAUAAGAAGGUCUGAUGAGUGACCAUCUGAUGCAUUGAUAUGUAGCACACAUCUGUGUGUCAUUUAGGAUAAACACACAGCUCUUAUACGUGUUAUUCUACUUUUUUUGUGAAAGCAUGUUGGAUGACAUCUUUUCUUAAUACUGAGCAGCUUGAAUUGUAUUCUGUCAUGUACAGAAGCUCUUCCAUGCAAAAAAAAAAAACAACUCUGCCAUUAGAAAAACUGUAUAAACUGUUCCAGACAUAUCUGUUUUUCAUCGCUGCAUAAACCCACAACAUCAUUUCAUUACUCCCCUUCCUGCAUUUAAUGAGGAUUUCUCUGCACAUAUAUAGUAUAGUUCAAGUCCUCUGUUCCUUUCUUGGAAGAAAACAAAUAGAAGCUACAUGGCUCAAAGCAUAGAGAUAUAUACUCCUUGAUAGGCAGAUAUGUUUUUGGUUUGAUGUCUUAAAUAGCUUUGCUAAUGCGUUUGAAAAACAUGUACAGUGUUUGUGUGUGUAUGGCUGAUGGAGGACGAGUGGAGGUGAAACUGGUCUCUUGGUGCUACAG